AUGGGUGCAAAUGUGAGACCAACCAACACAUUACCACGUGCACAACGAGAUUUAAAAAUAGUUCGACGUAUAGUUAUACUUGUAAUGAUUCUUGUCACAAUUUGUUUUCCUUAUCAAUUAUUUCUUAGAAUGUCAUUCUGCAAUAGUACACCAAAACAUAAUUUUCGAAUUGCUUUUAUAUUUGGUGAUACAGCAAUGCUAUGUGUAAUCAUGACUUUAUUUCAAUUUACAGAUCCAUUGAAAAUGUCUCUAAUAAAAAUAAUAAAUAGACGAGCAAAUAUGGUCAUAUCUGCUGUAUCAUGA
Molecule: messenger RNA, 303 nt
Organism: Adineta steineri
Lineage: Eukaryota; Metazoa; Rotifera; Eurotatoria; Adinetida; Adinetidae
Source: the annotation of a GenBank genome assembly